Messenger RNA from Salvelinus namaycush (lake trout), 2280 nucleotides. Its product is annotated as gamma-aminobutyric acid receptor subunit pi-like. The transcript is spliced from 11 exons. Lineage: Eukaryota; Metazoa; Chordata; Actinopteri; Salmoniformes; Salmonidae. Gene Ontology annotation, molecular function: extracellular ligand-gated monoatomic ion channel activity; neurotransmitter receptor activity; GABA-A receptor activity. Gene Ontology annotation, cellular component: neuron projection; synapse; GABA-A receptor complex. Bases 1 to 2280 code for a protein of 759 amino acids. The record is from RefSeq and is a predicted model, not a curated record. Gene Ontology annotation, biological process: nervous system process; regulation of membrane potential; signal transduction.
AUGCUACAGAGGAGACCAUGCCUGGAUGGUCUGGCACCGCUGAAGGGUUUCCAAGAACCUGUUUUUAGGAUCUUCAAAGCCAUCAAGGGACAAAGCAUCCCAGACAGAGCUCAGCUGAAAUCUGUCAUCCUCGACCACUUAGGCUCCAAGCUUGUCAGGAAGCAGCUGGCGGAGUCAAUCAGGGAUGAGGUCAAACUGACGAUUCCAGGGUCUACACCAGCGACACAAAGGGCUCUGAGUGCCAGAAUCGCUUACGAUGUGUUGAAGUGCGUCUCUCGAGCGGCCAAUCCUAGCAAUGAACCUGCCUGCAGACUCCGUGGGGGAAACACAAUCAAACCCAAUGCUCAAGCAGAUGAUCCAGAACCAGAGGAGCGGAUGGCCAACGGAGAAGACAUAAACACCUAUGUGACAACGUUGAUCACUGACGUUCUGGAGGAAGUCCAGGAGCAGGUUAUCGUAAUGAUCCGAGAAGACUCCCCUACCCAAUUCAGAGUUGUCUCUGCAAAGGCCAGCCAAACAGCCAUUGAUGUGGUGAAGAAAGAAAAUGCAGCCACCAGAAGCGCUUCUCUUCCCAACCUGUAUGGACUUGUUGUGGAUGCAGUUAUGGACCACUUCAGCACAGAACCCUUCAAAGACAAUCUGGCCCAAUCAGUGAAGAAUGAGGUGAGACGCACCCUUUCUAUGCCUGAAUGUGGAUUGUUGAACCUUCAAAUUGAUAAUUACUUUGAGAGGAAAAUGCUAGAGGAUAUGCUGAAGGAAGUAUCCCGACAGUGCGGAGGAACAAGCUCUAGCACCGUGGCUGAAGAGGCUACAGAUGAAGAAGAGAUCUACAGACUAGAAUCUGCUGCAGCACAACUGAUACAGAAAGUUUUCCAGGAGGUCAAGACAAAUUUUGUUGUCAAGAUCAAGAAGGGUUCUCCCAAGAGAUGUCUAUCCCCAGAAAGGGAAAGCCAAAGGACGUUAGAGAACUAUCUGCUCAGCGCUGAAGUAAAGGAGGGAGAGAUUCUGCCUCCCACCAUUCAGAAGCUGAUGAAAGGAUACAACAAGUACCUCAGGCCUUUCUUUGACAAUGGGCCAGUGACUGUGGGCAUGAGUUUGGACGUUGCCAGCAUUGACACCAUAUCAGAGAUCAACAUGGACUACACGGCCACCAUCUUCCUGCGUCAGCGCUGGACAGACGAGCGCCUGGUGUUUGAGGGGAACAAAAGCCUGAGUCUGGACGGCAGGCUUGUGGAGCUGCUCUGGGUACCAGACACCUUCAUCGUAGACUCCAAGAAGUCUUUCCUCCAUGACAUCACUGUGGAGAACAGGCUGAUCAGGAUCUUCCCCAAUGGAACAGUGCUCUACGCCCUGAGGAUCACCACCACUGUGGCCUGCAACAUGGAUCUGACCAAAUAUCCCAUGGACAAGCAAACCUGCACUCUGCAACUGGAGAGCUGGGGCUACAACACCAAUGAUGUGAUGUUCUACUGGACCAGAGGGAACGAGUCGGUCAGUGGUUUGGACACGCUGCGUCUGGCCCAGUACACAGUAGAGGACCACUACACCUCUGCGUCUGAGGCCAUCUAUGAAACAGGCCACUACCCCAAGCUGAUCUUCCACUUUGAGCUGAAGAGAAGCAUCCUGUACUUCAUCCUGGAGACGUAUGUUCCCUCUAGCCUACUAGUGGUCCUGUCCUGGGUGUCCUUCUGGAUCAGCCAGUCUUCCGUCCCCGCAAGGGUCUGCAUCGGAGUGACCACGGUUCUGACCAUGACCACAUUGAUGAUGGGUGCCAGGACGUCCCUGCCCAAUGCCAACUGUUUCAUCAAGGCCAUCGAUGUGUACCUGGGCAUCUGCUUCAGCUUCAUCUUCGGAGCCCUGAUCGAGUACGCCGUGGCCCACUUCUGCACCCUCAACCAUCCCGACGCCAACAUUGUCAUGUACGGUCACCAGAUGGGAGGCUUUGACGAGGAGAUGAACGGCAUGGUCACUACCAUCGCCGCUGAAAACAAUAGGGCCAAGAGGCGUAAGGAGAAAGCUGCUGCAGUCUCAGCGCCCAUUGCAGAGCUGGAACUGGGCCCCUCCAGCCCCACUGGCAGCGAGCCCAAGCCCGAGGCUCCUGAGGAGCCUCCCAAUCGCUGCCUCACUGUCCUGGUCCUCCUCCGCAAGUUCCUGCGCAGAGCUGCAAACUGUUUCCAUGUGGAGAAUCCCCACUUAAUAGACAACUACUCCAGGAUGACCUUCCCCCUCUCCUUUGUAUUCAUCAACCUCCUCUACUGGACAUACUACCUGUACUUGUAA